AUGACUGACCGCAUAAUCUCCUUCAGUUCGAUACCGACCGUCGGCUUUAAUAUGAAACGCGUACAACAGGGCCAUGUGACUCUGAAAUGUUGGGAUAUUGGCGGCCAGCCAAGGUUUCGAACUAUGUGGGAGAGAUAUUGUCGCGGCGUCAAUGCUAUCGUCUUUAUCGUAGACAUCGCAGACGUAGAUCUCAUUCCGCAGGCUAAGGAUGAGCUGCAUUCCCUCAUGAGCUAUCCGACAUUAGCUGGAAUUCCCCUUCUGGUGCUUGGCAACAAGUCUGAUUUGCCUCAGAAACUUUCCGUCGAUGAACUGAUUGACGAAUUGGAUUUGAAGCUGAUUCAAGGAAGAGAAGUCUGUUGCUAUGGUAUCAGUGCCAAAGAAGAAACUAACCUCGAUGCUGUGGUUCAGUUUCUUGUGAAAUGGGCCAGCCGAUGA
Molecule: messenger RNA, 435 nt
Organism: Metarhizium brunneum ARSEF 3297
Lineage: Eukaryota; Fungi; Ascomycota; Sordariomycetes; Hypocreales; Clavicipitaceae
Gene: Arl8
Product: ADP-ribosylation factor-like protein 8
Biological process (GO): protein transport
Cellular component (GO): lysosomal membrane
Molecular function (GO): GTP binding; GTPase activity
Source: RefSeq, a predicted model, not a curated record